This is a messenger RNA of Oikopleura dioica, 1071 nucleotides long. NCBI's taxonomy places the organism in Eukaryota, Metazoa, Chordata, Appendicularia, Copelata, Oikopleuridae. The record is from the annotation of a GenBank genome assembly.
AUGGAUGGUGAGAUUCCUUCCGCACCGAGGCUGUGCAUAUUCUGCAGGCAGCCUGGCCCGCAGUAUUCCAUCAUCAAUCACAAGAAAGACAAGAACAGAUCAGAAGCACAUAUCAGCAAAGCAUGGCUCUGUGACGCCUGUUUAGAAAACAACAAUUUCGACGGGAUUGGAAAUCUAACUGCGGACGGAGAAACGGACGAGCACGGCAGACUCAUGCCAAAGCCACUCUAUCUUCCUAACGACAAGAGCCACAUCAAAUCCUGCUGGACGAGGCUCAAACUCGCCUUGGACAGUUUAUAUCAGAGAAUAUACGAAGACAGCGAAGAUGGCCUCGUAGAUGCGAUCGAAAAUCUUGUUGUCAGUCAAGCCGAGCUUGUUAAUUGCGCUCAUAUAUGUGCGGAUGAGGAUUCUGUCCAGCUUCUGCAAAGAAUCGACGCACAAGCUCAGAAAUACGUUCUUCAAUGUAAACAACGUCUCAUAGUGCAAUCUCUGAGCAAAGUUCGCAAAUCGGGGCAGAAUCGUUUGGGACUGUCAUUAGUGAACCACGCCAAACUCCCCUGGUCGGACAGCACCUUUCUCCGCCAAGCGCUCGGCUACUGGGAAAAGUACAUGCUCGUCUCGCGUGCAGCCUCCAUUCUGCUCCGUCCGAUGGAGGAGAUCUGCAGUGUUCAUUGGCAAACGCAGUCGACGUGCAUCUUCCAUCGCGCGAUUUACGCUCACAUUGACAUUCAAGAACGCUUGAGAACAAUCUCCAACGCUGUCCAAGUUAGUCUGGGCGAAGUGGCACCAGUAGACGAGCUGGACAGCUGGAACGUUCGUGGAACAAUGCGUCGUUAUCGCAAAUUCGAGGAAGAAAUGAACAAGGCCGCGAACGACCGAGAUCCAGAAAACUGCCGAUACCUCGACGAUGUUCCUAUAGGAACGUAUGGGAGAAAAUCAAAUUACUUGUCCAACUUUCUCACUGAAGAGUGGCACUUUUACUCGGACGAAGAAAGCACGGACGCGGAUGACGAAGAGGAAUCCGACUAUGAGGAGGAAGAAGAGGGAAAUGAAAAUUUGGGACGUAGUUAA